Limanda limanda (common dab) is the source of this 594-nucleotide messenger RNA. It is a transcript of the gene snx10a, whose product is annotated as sorting nexin 10a. Gene Ontology annotation, biological process: intracellular protein transport. Bases 1 to 594 code for a protein of 197 amino acids. The record is from RefSeq and is a predicted model, not a curated record. NCBI's taxonomy places the organism in Eukaryota, Metazoa, Chordata, Actinopteri, Pleuronectiformes, Pleuronectidae. The transcript has 6 exons. Gene Ontology annotation, molecular function: phosphatidylinositol binding.
AUGGAUGGUAUGCUAGAUAAUCUUUCAAAAGCUGAGUUCAUCAGCAUCUGUGUUCGAGAUCCAAGGCUCCAAAAAGACGACCUCUGGCACAAGCAUGCAGACUACGAGAUCUGUUUAGAUACCAAUAGCAUGUGUUUUCGAAAGAAGACCUCCUGUGUGAGACGGCGCUACAGUGAAUUUGUUUGGCUGCGUCAUUGCCUGGAACAGAAUGCUCUGAUCAUAGAAUUACCCAAGUUGCCACCGUGGAACCCCUUCUUCAGUCUGAAGAACACGGAACAGGUGUCGCAGAGAAUGAAGGGCCUAAAAGAGUUUUUGGAAAACGUUCUUCACACACCAUUGUUGUUAUCAGACAGUCGGCUCCAUCUGUUCCUCCAGUCGGACCUCAGGAUCACAAAGAUCGAAAGGUGUGCCGUUGGUAAGACUAGGUACACGGUGGCCGAAGCCAUACAGUGUUCCAACAGGCAUUACAUUGGUAGAGUAUUCGAAAAGGGCUCCUGUGACUCCGACUGCGAAAGCUCUUCAUCGUCUGGUCUGGGACAAAGUGUGGACACUGUAUCGAGAUGUAGCCCAGUCCCCUUAUUCGGGUCCUAUUAG